UCAACCGGCCAGUCGAGCUCCGGGCUCCAAAGUCUUUUUACCUCAAGUGUUUAUAUUUUUUAUUUUACAUUUGUGUGUAUAUUAUUAACAAGUAAAGGAUUUUUUUAUUUUCAACUGAAAAUUCAAGAUAGCAUGUCUUGACAAGUUAAUGAAUCUUCAAAACGGAGACACGGAAGUUAAGGGUUUACCAAAAUGGCGCGUGAUAAGGAUCUUCCGCGAAAUUACACGGUAACAAAUGUUGCUAAAAUCUUCCAUAAUUUUCCACAUGUUAAUGUGUCUCUACACUCAGUCAACAAUACCUUCAAUCCUCAUUCAGAGAUUUAUCUCGAGUCUUUGGGUAUACUAGCAAGCCUGCCAGCAGUAUGGCUAAUUUUAACACUUCUGGUACUGUUAUUGUAUUUGGUAACAAGAUGUUGUGAUAGAAAACCACGUCCAAGAAGAUCAAUAACAUUAUUAAAAUGUUUAUUAGCAAUAUUAGCAGUAAUAUGCUCAGCAGUUAUUGCAAUUGGUUUAUGGGGUAAUGAUGAUGUACACAAUGGUAUCAUAAAAUUUCUUGAAUCAGCUAAAAAUAUUGAAACAAGUAUAACAUCAAUUAAAAAUCGUACAAAUAUCAUUGAAUUAACAUUAAAAAAAAAUUUAGAACCAGGUAUAACAUCAAUGCGUGAUGAAUUUGAUAAUCCAGUUGGAAAUAAAACAGCAUUAGAUUAUUUAUUAAAAACAUGGGAAAAUAUGUCAUACAAUACAAGUAUUGUACUAAAUAAAAGUAUGGAAAUACGUAAACCAUUAAAUGGUAUUGAUUUAAAAUAUGCAAUUAAUAUUGGUAAUAAAAUUGAAUUUUAUAGAUAUCCAUUGACAAUGGGUAUACUAAGUGGUUUACUAAUAUUAUGUGUAAUUCUGCUGGUCGGAGUUGCACGUCAUUCAAGAUGUGCAUUAAUAACAUUUUCAGUAUUUGGUUUAUUUGCUGUUAUAAUAUCAUGGUUAAUGUCAUCCAUGUAUUUAUCAAUAUCAGUUGCACUUGGUGAUUUAUGUAUAUCACCAAAUAAUUAUUUAACAAAUAAUUUACCAUCAACAUUGUCAUCUGAGGUAUUAAAUUAUUAUACAAAUUGUGAAAAUAUGAGAAAUAAUCCAUUUACACAACGUUUAAGAGAAGGACAAGCAGCUGCUGUUAAUAUGAGAACAAGUCUUCUUACUGCUGAACGUAUUGCACUUGAUUUAUUUAAAGAUCGUCAACUUGGAACAAAGUUAAAUAGUUUAAGAACAGAUGUUAAUAAAAUUAAUGUUGAUAUAUCUGGUUUAACAGCAUUAUUAGAUUGUAAUCCAUUACAUAUACAAUAUAUACUUGCUGUUAAUAAUAUUUGUGACACUGGAUUUUUUGGUUUAACAUUAAUGUUAAUAGCAAGUGUUGGUGCUGGUUUAUUAUUUACAAUUAUGGUAUGGAUUGAUUCACAUACAUGGAUUUACAUAAGAAAACGAAGAGAUUAUCACCAAGUUGAUGAACAGGAUCCAUAUUUACCACCAUCAGCAGCAUCACAAGCAAUUGCAGCAAGGACACUUCGUGGCCAAGGGUCGUACCCGCCUACAGCCCCUCCUCUUAAUCAGAAUGCUCAUGGCACGAAUAAUACAAUUAAGCAGCCUCUUCUGCUAACGCCGCCCCCGCCAUCCUACGCAACAGCAACAGCUCGAGCACGCCAGAUGCACGAGAGCAUGCUAAUAAAAGGUGGGGGGAUUAACGGAAAUGGAGGAACAAUUGAUCACAAAUCGGCUCAGCAUAAUCAGCACGCUACGAGUGGACGAGGUGAGCACAGAUCUGGACUCGGAGAUCAACCUGGUCAGUACGCAACUUUAAGUAAACAGUGCAAAACACUUGAAUCCAGUGAUUUUUACUGAGGGCACGCCCCCUCGGGACCCGGUAGAGAACCACCUUGGACUCCCAGUGUGGCAUCAUUUACUGGUACGAUAUCUCAUAAUUCUCAUGGACCGGCACAUUUAGCAACAUUUCAAGACUCACGUAAAACUCAAACACUUGAUCCAAAAAAUUUGGCAAAUUUAAAACGUGGACCAACACAAGCAUGGAAUCAAAAUCGUCCAUUACCACCAAAUCCAACAAAUCAACCAACAUGGGAAUUUGAAUCACGUUCACAAACAAAUAUGAAUCAAUUUCGUUCAUUAGUACGUAAUAAAACAUCAAACAUUCGUAUACAAGAUCAAAUGCAAGAUCAAGUACGUACAUUAGAUAGAAAUUUUAAUCGUGGACAAUAUAAUAAUCAUAAUAAUAAUAAUAACAGUAAUAAUAAUAAUAUGACAAAUGGUAAUGGUGUACCAAAUAUGUAUGGUACAUAUAAUCGUUCACAUAAUCGUCAAGAUAAAGCAUCAGCUGUGCCAACAUUGAGUCAGGUGCAAGGAAGUGAUCCAAAUCUCUAUGCAGUCACGGAAUUGUAAAAAUAAUAACAAUACACAUACACACACAUGAAUAUUUAAUAUUUAAAACAACAAAAAAAAUAAAUAUCAAAUGAGUUAAAAUAAUAAUAAUAAUGAUUAUGAAAAAAAAAAGAAUGUUAAUACGUAGCCGAAGAAUGAAAAACCAAAGCAAGAGAGUAAUGAGAAAAAAAAAACAAAAUAAUAAUUAAAGAAACAAAACAAAAAAAAGUUGAAGAAAGAUAUUUGAGUACUUGAAACUUUUUUAAAAAAAACGAGGGGGCGAAAUAAAUUGGUUUUAUUUUAUUUUUCUUUGAAUAAUUGGGAUUGAUAAGAAAAAGUAAGCUUUGAAUUGAAAAUUAUAAUAAUAUUUUUUAUUUUCUAUGCUGAUUUAUAAUUACGUUUUAGUUGUUGUCUUUUUAAUUGUAAUAUUUUGUUUAAUUAUAUUUUUUUGCGUUUGAUUUAUUUGAUAUGCAAAAAAAGACAAAUUUUAAAUAUCGCUAAUGAUUUAAAUAUUUUUUUUUUUUUUUUUACAUCACAAAAAGAAUGAAAGAAAAUUUAAAAAAAAAAUGAAAAAAUAUGAAAAUUAAUUUGAGCACAAAUUUGACGACAACUAUUACAUUUAAUGUGAGAGGGAUACCAAAAGACACACACAUUUUUCAAUUUCAUAUAAAUUUUAAUUUUUCAUUAUUAAAUACAAAAUUGCGCAAUUUUUUAAUGUCAAUAUAAUAUUUGUGAAUAAUAAUUUUAUAAUUAUUUUAAAUAUUCAAAGAAUCUCAUGAAUAUUUUAACAACAAAAAUAAAAUAAAAUAAAAGUACUACAAUUGCAAAAUGUUAAUUAAGUAGAUUUAAAAUAAAGAAAAAAAAAAAAACUGCCAUCAAGAUUCUUUAGCAAACAUGAAAAACCAACAAAAUAAAUUAAAAUGUUUUUAAAAAACAUUAUCAUUUUAUAUUUUUCUCUUCGUACUUAUUGAAAUAAAUAAAUAAACAUCACUUGGGAUUAAUAAAACAUCAUCAACAUAAUUUAAAAAAAUAAAAACAACGAAGUCAUUAUGACGAAAUGGGUCAAUAAUCCGAAAUAUUAAAAAUGGCAUAAUUCUGUACAUAAGUAGUUAAAAAAUAUAAGGUUUAUUAAUUAGACGGUGUAAAGUGUGAUAAUAUUAAUCAUCAAUGUUCUCUCGAGAUGAUAGUUUUAAAGAAAUAAAAAAAAAAAAAUUAAUAAAAAAAAAAACAGUGCCAUUC
Aphidius gifuensis is the source of this 3657-nucleotide messenger RNA. RefSeq names its product protein tweety-like (gene tty). NCBI's taxonomy places the organism in Eukaryota, Metazoa, Arthropoda, Insecta, Hymenoptera, Braconidae. The transcript is spliced from 6 exons. Gene Ontology annotation, cellular component: plasma membrane. The record is from RefSeq and is a predicted model, not a curated record. Gene Ontology annotation, molecular function: intracellularly calcium-gated chloride channel activity; volume-sensitive chloride channel activity. Bases 193 to 1887 code for a protein of 564 amino acids.